AUGGCGCCACCGGAAGAAGUUGAAGUCACCGCGGACAGAACACCCAAUGGAGUACCCCAUGACCAAACCUUCGACGAGCUCGGAGUGCUGGGGGUCGAUGGUUCCCGGAUGGCGUGCGGGGUGUACCACCCUCCGCCGCGCGGCUUUGAGCAGCCAACUGAGACCUUCGUUCGUAAAACCGGCAUGAGGGACAAAGGACCCCUGGGGUACGAGUACAACAACACGGAGUACCUGUCUGUGAGCGCGGCCGUCAAGCCUUGUACUCCUGGCCCAACCCGAGACGACCGCCUCGAGGACGCCGGGAAGGCUGCCCAGACCCGAGCGGACGAGGCUCGAAAGAUUGCCAUGAAGUCGCGCUGGGAUCGGCACGUUCUCCGGGCGAACCCGGCGAAAACAGCGAAAAGCCGGACGAGCACAAAUAGCCCAGGCUCCACUAACAAGCCGAGUGCCCUUUCGUGGAAGCAGUCCACGGGGUCGUUGACGCCGAUAAUUCGACCGCCGCGAUCGAGGAGCUUGGAGGACCAGGCCCUGCGAGAGGCGAUUGAGGCUAAAGCGCAAGCCAUGGCGGCCAGCCCUCGUGAAGGAAAGCCGGACCCAGAGACUCAGAGACGACUUAGGGGUGGGGGCAACCGACGGAAACUGAAGAGGGGUCCCGCAGCGAGCGACAAAAGGGACAUGUACCACGGGAUCGCGAUGCCCGGGAACACUUUUGAGAAACCCUUCGCCGGGGGCAACGAGGUGGACGCGCUGCCGGGGAGGCUGGAGUCACUGAUUUUCCCUCAAAGAUACGUGGACUGGCCGAAGGAGGACGCGAGUCUUCCGGCCCUGGCGCUUGACGUCCAGCGCUCCCCAAUACGCCACGCCGUCGCGUUCCGAUCGAAGCAGCCCCGUAUCGUGUGCUACGACCCGCAACGAGAAACACGGGGUUGGGACGGACCCGGCGCGUACGAAUGGGACGACAGACCCGACGACAACGACACCGACACGAAUGCUACAGCGGACAUCGACAUGGACGGCGGCGGCGGUGGCGGCAAAGCCCCCGGCGACAGCGGAGGCGACGGCGGCGGCGGCGGGAGGGGCAGGAAGAGCGCGGAGAAAGGAGGAGCUCGGCCAAGGGGCAUCGCCGUGCGAGACCCGGGCAGACCGUCCCCUGCCUUUCGAGAAGGAUCGUCCGCGUUCUUGUCCCCGACGCAGACCAACGUGCGCGGCUUCGCGCUCGCACCCUCUUCUAAACGCGUCGACGCCGCGGCGGCGGCGGCGGCCGAGGGACGGGACGUUACCGCCACCGGUGCGGAAGCUAGCGAAACCGGGAACAGAAGUGGGGCCGGGGCGGGGGGGAGUGGCGCCAGCAGGAGCGCGAGGUCAGCGGCAAAGAAAAAGGCCCACGGGGGCCACCGAAGAAAGCCUCAAACGCUAUGGAUGUUUAAGCCCCCCGGCAGGGAGCCUGAGCCAGCGGUGGCGACGUUGGGCUGGGAGGGGCCGGGGGCAUACGCUAUUGAAAUCGGGACGGGCGUGAGAGUGAAAGAACCCGGACGGAAGUCUCCGGUCUUCCGAGAGGGCUCGGGAGGGAAAAGGGGACGGGAUGUCGACCGCAGGGAAAGGGAGAAAAUGGUCAGCCCGGGGGGGGUGUCGUCUUCGGCCGGGCCAAUGCCAGAAGGAUUUGCGGUCGGUCCCGGUGAGAAUAGGAUGGAUUCUCCAGGCACUCCUGAGUCCCUCGCCAGCUGGUCCAGCCUGUAUCCGGAGUUUUCACCACCAGCACCGAAGAUGAGCAACGGGGGGGACAUGGCGGGGCCGGUGGAGAGGUACGACCUCGUGAGCUCUCGACGGCAGCCGCCGCCAGCGACCAGCAUCGGUGGUUCGAACGCAGCGGACGGAGACGACGGGGCGGGCGGAAGGACCAGGGGUGGCGUCGCGAGUGGGUCGGAAGGUGGCGCCCUCGCUCCUCUGUCGUUAGCAGCAGUCGGCACCAGACUCGUGUCGUCGCAGAAACGCACGCUUGCGCGCCGUGUUCUCCCCGCGGCCGCGGCAGCGGAGUUGGCUGCCGCCGCCACGGCCGCCGCCGGACUCGCGCGGAAUUGGGCCGGUCGCCAAGCAGAUGCGCACGCCGCAAGGGGCGGUCGUGGGCCCGGGGGGGCAGAAGCAGACCGACAGGAUGGGCUGAGGUCAGAUUCCACAGAUGUGAGAGCCAAUGGUAUGAUGACACAAGGGGUUGACGAUAUGCCCGAACCAUCGUCCACGGUGGCGGAGUUGUUCGAAGCGUUGUCGACAGAUGCCGGUCCGCCAACGCACGGCAGGCGUGUUGCGGCGAGCUCGUAUCGUCGGCAAGGGUGGCGGCAUGAGGAAUACCAGAGCAAGAAAAAACGCUCGGUUUCCUCUGUGAACGAGAUUGGCGCCGGUGAUGUCGCACAGACCGCUGGCGGCGGCCUCGCGACGAGAAAUACCUCGGCGUUCGGUGGUGGUGGUCCUGCUUCCCAUGCUCCUCGUCAAACUGCCGACGGGGUGGCGAUGACGGAAGCGGGUCUAGCGGCAGCGGAAAUGGCGGCCGCGGAAAUAGAGAAAGCGGCGACCGCGGCUGCGGCCGAAAAAAGUCUCAUCCGAACGGUGGGAAGAGCUAAAAGAGGACCGUGCAUGCUGACCCUUACCCCGUCGAGUUCGUACGAGAUUGGCCAACAGGCGGCUCGAGCUGGUACUACAUGUAGGACGGGGGAGGUACUGCAGGAACAGACUCUACGUGGCGAUUCAUUCGGCAGUUGUAGGGGACCGUUGGUUUUCUGGGAGGUGGAGCCCGCCGGCGGGCUUUUGGGCUCGGGGGAGACCAAGGUCCUCCGGUGCUGA
Messenger RNA from Ectocarpus siliculosus, 2835 nucleotides. NCBI's taxonomy places the organism in Eukaryota, Phaeophyceae, Ectocarpales, Ectocarpaceae. The record is from the annotation of a GenBank genome assembly.